Messenger RNA from Microthlaspi erraticum, 735 nucleotides. Lineage: Eukaryota; Viridiplantae; Streptophyta; Magnoliopsida; Brassicales; Brassicaceae. The record is from the annotation of a GenBank genome assembly.
AUGUUAUUGGGGUCAAGAAUAGCUUCACUCCAUUUGAGAUUGAGCAUCACAUUUCGGAUUGCAGCGAGAUUUUUACAAGAAUUCAAGGGUGACUAUCCUUUCCAUAACUACACACAGCGGUCAAAAUACAGAAGUAAAGCUCAACAAAAGUUAUCCCAGAGAAACGAUCGUCCUCCAAAGAAACCAAAAUCAAUCAAAGCAUUAGAAUCAGAGUUUACAGAGGAAACUCACAGAGAAGUUGAAGAAGAAGAAGACGAAGAAGCAGAGGGUGAAUGUGAAGAACAUGUUCCUGAUUCUGAUAACUCUCAAGCGUACAUUCGUGCACAAUGGCUAUACGAGCCAGAUGAGGUUUGUCGAGGUCUCCAUAUGGGUGAAUCAUUCAUGUUACAGCAGAUACGGAAGAUGAUUGGAACAGCUGUGGCAGUGAAGAGAGAGCUGCUUCCUAGAGACAUCAUCAUACGACUAUCUCUCAACAAGUUCACAAGAAUCGCUUUGCCUCUGGCUCCAUCUGAAGUACUGAUCUUGAGAGGAAACAGUUUCCAAGUGCGUAAAGUUCCGGGGAAGUUCCAGAGGCUGGACAUUGAAGCAAUGUGGGAAUCAGAGGAAGUGAAUAAGGAGAUAGAAUUUUUUUACAGAGCGGUGUUGGUUCCACAGGUGAGUAGAUUCUUGGAUUCUGAGGAAGCGACAUGGAAAGUGGUUGGACCAUUUGGAGAAGAACGAUGGUUUGAUCGAUGA